AUGUGGUAUUUGUUGGAUUCAUCAAUUCAAUUGUUCAUCUUACUGGAGCCACAAUGCGGAUCAUCUCAGCAAUUUAUCAUGAAUCUAGUAUCAGGAAGUACAGCAAAAUAUUGGAUGUCUACAUGCAUUAUUUUUGCUGAACUCGACAUGAAUACAACACAGAUCCGACAAGCUCUAAAUUUUUUCUACGACAAUGGAGAUAAAAGAAUCCGUGAUAAAUUGUUUAUGGGAAAUCCAUAUGCAAUUGUAUUUUGUUACUUAUUCUAUGUGCUUUUUAUAAAAAAAAUUCUACCGAAAUUUAUGGAAAAACGAGAUCCGAUUGAUUAUAGUAAAUUUAUGUUUUAUACGGACUCAAUAUUGUGCUUAAGAUCGUUCUACUUCCUCAUUAAUGGUGCAUACAUGUGGUUCUUUUUGUACAAUUGGGUGUGUCAGCCAAAAGAGUUAUCAGAUUCAUGGCUAUCAAAUUAUGAAGUGAGAAUUUGUCAUGAAUUUACUGUGUCCGUGUUCAUUUACACCCUCCAAAGUGUUGUGUUUGUGAUGUGCAAGAAGUCAACUCCUGUUGCAACUUAUCUCCUGAUUCAUCAUACAAUCUUCCCAAUUAUGUUAUGGACUGGUGCCAAUUUCUAUCCUGGUGGACAUGGAACAUUUGCUGGCUUUAUUAAUGCAAUUGUACACUUUAGUGUGACUGCAAUGAGAAUCAUAACGACAAUUUUCCCAAAAUCUGAUCUUAAAAAAUACAGGAAGAUGAUCGACGUGAACUUACACAUUUUCCAAUUCCUUGUUAUCAUCGCUCAUGCAUCUCAAUUAUUCUUUCAACCAAAUUGUGACGUUCCUGCAGGAUUUGGAGUCUGUGAAAUUAUCGGCGCACUUAUCAUUGCUGUGAUUUACAAUCGUUAUGUGAUAAAUGCAAGCGAGAGAAAAAAGGACUAUCCAAAAUUAGAGCUAGUUCGAACAUCCUAAAAAUAUGGGGCGGUUUUAUAUAACUUACUAAUUUUAAGACCAAUUAUAGAAAGAGAAUGGAAACAAUUUUGAAGGGAUUCAGAAUUCAGGGUUUUGAAAUUUUCAAUAUUUUUGCUGUGAUAAAAAAAAUUCCAACUUUCUAUUAAAAUUUUGUGUGAAUUUUUAACUAAAACGUUUGAAAAGUAAAUAAAAGAAUUUAAGGAAU
Messenger RNA from Chironomus riparius, 1165 nucleotides. Lineage: Eukaryota; Metazoa; Arthropoda; Insecta; Diptera; Chironomidae. The record is from the annotation of a GenBank genome assembly.